CGUCACACUGUUGUCGGACAACUGAGGGAAUUAGUAAAGACACUGAAGUGGUUGCCGUGUUAGAUUCAGAAUACCUUGGUAUUAAGCAUGUAUUUCGGAAUUAUAGCACGGGAAGCACUAACGUUUUAAACGAGUCCAGUACACCCACAUAAAGGGGUUAUAAUGGACCAAACAGUUACGCUGUAUUAAUCACAUUUUUACGUCAGAGAAAUCCGCUACUUUCGCCAUGGCUUCCCCGAGCGCCAUCCGAGAUAAGCUGCGAAAGCAGCGGCGAUCCUUGCAAGAAACCUUGGGGAAACUCAAACGUGAGGGCGACGACGAGCAGGCUCUGUUUCCGUCCUCCAGGCUGAGUGAAGAGUCGCUACAGACAACAAUGAGGGACGCUCAAAGCAGCGAGGAAGACCCUGGAGAAACCCUGAAGCAAAAGUUACGGGCCCAGAGACAGAUGAGAAGGAAAAGGCUAUUGGAGCAGAUUUCCACCCAGGAGUUCCCCGCUGAUGACGUGCAGGAGCUUGCCAGCGCUCGGCACCUCAGUGAAGAUGAAGGCUCUUCAAAGAGGACCACAGACCUUCAGAGAACGAGCCUUGCCUCCAAAGCCCCGAAGAGUCGCGCCUCGCAGCAGUUUGACCGCUUUGUCACGCGCCGUUUGGAGGAGAAGCUGAGAGCGGCCAGGUCGCAAGGCGAAAGCCUCCAGCGUCAGGAGGCGUCGGAGGUCGACGCCAGUCGCCUGCGCGGCCUCCGGGACAGAACGACGGUCACGAGGUCUGACAGAGAGGUGGAUUCGGAGGCCGAUUCCAGCACUCAGCCUGUUCCUCAGGCCGCCAGCUCUCGGGUGAAGUUCCAGGAGAGCAGCAAAUGCGUGGAAAAGGAGCGGCCAACCACCGAGGAGGCGUACAACUUCUUCACGCUCAACUUUGAGCCAGAGCCCGAGCCGGAGGAGAGCACCAGCGGAAAGAGUCAGAAGCAGAGGAAAACGGGCGAGGAUGGCGGCCAAGAGCCGGAAGAGGCUGAGGAACCCAGCCCCGAACAAAGCCAAGACCGUAACGAGGAAGAACCGCUCAUGCAAGACGAGGACGGCAACGUCUUUGUCAUCGAGCAAACGUCCAAGGAUUUUGUGGAAGUCAAGAGCGCAGAGUACAUCGGCCUGCGGGCUCUCGCCCUGCGCCACCGCGCACUCGUCUACACGCCGAGCUCUCAAACGGUGCCAAUCUCAGUGAAACUCCCCGAGAACGUGAGGCCUCGCUAUCUGGAGGAGGAGGGUCUUUACGUGGGCGAGCGGCCUACCGUGACGUCCACCAACGAGAACAUUCUGGAGAACCGCAUUUUGAAAAUGGAGGAGGGAGCCAAAUGGUUCGGCGAUGACGGCAGGAUCAUCGCUCUGCCGGACCCCAUCAAGGAAUCCUCUACCAGGCCGCCGCUCUUCCAUAUGGAGGACGACCUGGAUCCCGCCCUGCAAACGGUGUACAGGAAGCCGCUCAAUUCCAGGCACGUCCAACAGCACAGCACCGACGCGGCGGACGGCGUCGCGGAGGGACGCUACCAGCUGGACGUGGAUGUGUCGGGACUCAUCUUCGCCCAUCACCCGCUCUUCAGUCGCGAGCACGUGCUGGCGUCGCGUCUGGCUCAGCUGUUCGACCAGUACCUCAGUCGACAGCGCAACAACCUCGCGGAGCACCUCACGGACAAGUUGAACGGCUUGAGGAACACCAUGAGGAACAUGCUGGAGAUCCACAGCGAGCUGAGCCUCUCCCAGGCCAUGCAGCAGAGGAUCGUAGAGUACAGCGUGGAGGUCAAGAACACGCGUCUACUGCGGGACGGUGAGCAGGAGAAGGACAGGAUGCUGCUGAAGAGCUUGAUCAAAGUCUGGAAGGAGCUCAAGGCCCUCAGGGAGUUUCAGAAGUUCGCCAACACGCCUUAUAAGCUCUAUCUGAGACGGGAGAACGUGGACCGCCAGUCGGACGAGCGCCAGUACGAGAGCGACAUUUUGUCCGAGGUGUGGGAGCUCGAGGCCGAAGGCGAGGUAGACUACCAGAGCAAGCUGGCCGAGUACAAGAAGCAGCUUGGCGAGUGGAAGGCUUGGAAGAGGAAACAGAAAUCCAAGAAGAAGAAGCGAAAGAAGAAGAAAGGACAAACUCAGGAUGAAACAGAAGAGGAAGACCAAGAGGUGAGCGAAUCCGAGGGGCCCGACGAAGAAGGGCCUCCCAAGCCGGAGCCCCCGGAAAAGCUGGACUUUGAGGUCAUCAAGCAGCAGGUCCGCGAGAAAGCGUCCAGAAUACGCCGCAAGCCUGGCGAGGCCAAUCUGAUUCCGGAGUUGACUGCUUCUGGAAAGAUUUCUGAGGCCGAGCUCUGCCCCAGAGGCGAAUUGGCUCGACGAGAGGACGUUGCCAGACGCUCAGUUUUCAUCAAGAUUCUGUACAACGAUAAGGAGGUGUCGCAGACCAACAGCCGCAUGCUCACCUCUGACUUCAGAGUGCACUUUGGGGAGAUUUUCAACCUGAAGAUCGUCAACUGCCCCCGUAGCAUUACCUUACAGGUCUUCGAGGAGGUGGGAUCGUCGUGCUUGCUCCUAGCACAAGUCUACGUGCCUGUGCCACAUUCCUCGGUGUUGCCGGCCAAUGCCUCCAUCGAGGAGUUUGAGUUCAGCAGCAACCAGAGGGUGAUGUUUGACCACGAGGGCGUGGGCAGUGAUGUUCCCCUUUCCUUCACGGCCGAAGGCAGUGACAACGUGAUCCUUCUGACCUCCGGCAAGGUGUCGUGCUGCGUUUCAUGGGGCGUCGACGAGGACGACGUGCCACUCGCGCCUCCCAUGUCUCAGCAUCCCAGCAUCCUUCACGGUGGCGUGGGUCCUGUUGACGCCAUCUCCCACAUCGGCUCAUCCGGCGAUACGAAAAAAAUCAGCGAGUGGGCCAUGCAGUCUCGACUGGACCCCAACGAUCCCAAAAAUGCCUCCAUUAUGCAGCUGCUUAAAGUGGCCAGCAGCGGCGAGGUGACGGCCCCUGACUACUUCCGUCUGGAGCAGCUGCAAGAGGAGUUCAACUUUGCCAGCGACGAGGAAUUGGCGCAGUCACGGCGCUUCCGCCUGCUGGCGCUCCGGAACCAGGAGGUGCCAGAGUUUCGCAACUACAAGUGCGUCCCCUCUCGCGAGAGAGAGGUCACCGAUAAAGUGUUUCAGGACUACGAAAAGAGGCUGAAGGAAGGCGAGAUCAUCGACACCAAAGAACAUCUCGAUUCCCAUCGAGCCUUGGUUGCCAAGUACCUCCAGAAGAUUCGUGAGGCAGUAAUCCACAGGUUCCUCCUGGCCAGCCAUCACUUCCUGCUGUCCGACAUGGUCAUCGAGGAGGAGAUGCCGUGUUUUGGCGGAGCACAUUUGCAAAGAGUGCCAGAUCGCCACCUUCGAGAUGGCGGUGCAUUUUUAGAGCUGAGGAAUCCUGAGCCGAUAGAAAUGACUGGCAGGGCAGAGUUGCUGAUGAUUUUGGGCCUCAACCUCUUCCACUUGGCUGAGCCCAAGCGUCCUCUGAAGCCUCAGAGGAAGGAGAGGAAGAAGGUGACGGCUCAAAACCUGUCCGACGGAGACAUCAAGCUGCUGGUCAACGUCCUGAGGGCGUACGACAUCCCCGUGCGCCGCUCGCAGAGCAGUAAAGCAGGACAGUCACAGGGUGCCAUCCAGGCCAGUGACUGGCUCAUCAGCCAGGUCCAGGUGAGGCCCUUCGUGGAGGUCUCCUUCCAGCGCAACGUCUUCCAAACGACCACCGCCGACGGGCCCAACCCCUGCUGGAACGAGGAGCUGCAGCUGCCUUUUCGCGCGCCAAACGGGGACUAUAGCAUCGCCAGCUUGCAGUCGGUCAAGGAUGACGUCUUCAUUAACAUAUUUGAUGAGGUGGUUCGUGACAUCGGGAUGAGCGACAAAGACAAAGACAAAGGCAAAACGCUGCACACUCGGGUGGAGAAGCACUGGUUGGGCUCCGUCAAGAUUCCCUUCAGCACCAUCUACGCGCAGUCCAGGAUCGACGGCACGUUCAAGGUGAACACGCCGGCCGUGCUGCUGGGCUACAGCAAGGAGCGCAGCAGCAGCAACACGGGCGCCUACGAGGCCAUGCAGAGCCUGUGCCAGGGAGCCUUCAUCACGCUCUUCAUCACCAUCGAGCCUCAGCUGCUGCCCGGCGAAUCCAUCAGGGAGAAGAUAAAGGAACUCAAGUUUGACAGCCAAGAGGACGAGCGUCUGCUGCAGGCAGCCGAGCGCUUCGAGCGCGUGGCGGCCGCCGAGUUCCCGGGCCGGCCGUGCACGACCACCGUGGUGGACCUCAACGGCAAGACGGUCUUCAUCACACGCUACAUACGACCGCUCAACCCGCCGCAGGAAUUGUUGGCCGAAGAACCUCAGGAGGCCACGGCCCAGGUGGCGCGCUUUGUGUCGCUCAUUCCGUCUCUACCGGACAGAGUGUCCUUCGCUGGCAUCUGUGACCUGUGGAGCACCUGUGAUCAAUUCCUGACGUUGCUGGCUGGAGAUGAAGAGGAACACGCCGUGUUGUUGUGCAACUACUUCCUGUUCCUGGGCAAGAAGGCUUGGCUCGUUAUUGGCACUGCCAUACCGGAGGGCUCCAGCGCCUACGUGCUGACGCUGGAACAGGGCCGCUACCUGAUCUGGAACCCCGGCAGCGGGCAAUACUACGGACAGUACGACACCUUCUGCCCCCUGCAGGCGGUCGGCUGCCUCGUCAAUGCCGACAACGUGUGGUUCAACAUUCAAGAGCACACGUCCCCCAUGAGGAUAAGCUUCGACGUGAGCCGAGCCAAUGGCUGGAGGCCCUUUUUUACACGCUCCUUCGCCCAUCCCGGACUCUCCAGCGUGCAGCCAGAAGAGCUGGUAUACCGACACUCGGACAAAGCGACCGCAGUCGAGCUGCAAGAGAGGCUGGAGAAGCUGCUGCGCGACAAGCUGAUGGAGUGGCGCCCCCACCGGCCCACCCGCUGGAACCGCUACUGCACCAGCGCCCUCAAGCACUUCCUGCCCAGUCUGGAGCAGGGCGCCAGCGGCCCAGGCGGCAACGCCGGACGUGAUCUGGCGGAGGGUCACCGGCACGAGCUGCAGAACCUGCUGGGUGACAACCGGAUUUCGGGGUUCCCGCUGCACAUGGCUUUCUCGGAAAUGGGUCCCGUGGUGGAGGCGGUGCACAGCACGGGGGUGCACACCAUUCAGACAGCCAACGUGGAAUUCGCCUUGGCCGUCUACGUCCACCCAUACCCCAACAACGUACUCUCUGUCUGGGUGUACCUCGCUUCUCUCGUGCGUGCCUGACAGGCACACAAACCAGCAAGAAAUGUUUGUACAGGUAAGGCAUCAGCGUCCGUGGCUGACUCUGCGUGUCGUGAGUGACGCUCCCCCUCGGUUCAACGUCAUUGCGACCCGAUGAUGCAAAAGCACCUUCGAAAGGUUAACUUUGAAAUCUAUUUUUAACACGUCAGACUGCAAAAUACGACAUAUAAAAUUAGCUUCUUUCCACCUAUUACAACUUCACUUUUGUAUCA
Molecule: messenger RNA, 5526 nt
Organism: Hippocampus comes (tiger tail seahorse)
Lineage: Eukaryota; Metazoa; Chordata; Actinopteri; Syngnathiformes; Syngnathidae
Gene: cc2d2a
Product: coiled-coil and C2 domain containing 2A
Exons: 41
Coding region: 227-5296 (1689 amino acids)
Biological process (GO): protein localization to ciliary transition zone; non-motile cilium assembly
Cellular component (GO): ciliary transition zone
Source: RefSeq, a predicted model, not a curated record